Messenger RNA from Microthlaspi erraticum, 438 nucleotides. Lineage: Eukaryota; Viridiplantae; Streptophyta; Magnoliopsida; Brassicales; Brassicaceae. The record is from the annotation of a GenBank genome assembly.
AUGGCGAAAGCAAAUGUGUUUCUCCUCUCCAUUUUCGUCAUUGCUUCACUCUCUUCCCUCUCCCACGGCCUUAGCAUAAACGGCCUCCUAAUCAACACCCUCCAAGUGAGUGGUGUCUUGCGUUGUACUCUUAACAGUAACACAAACGCUCCUGUCAUUUCCGGGCGGACCGUCUUCUUAAGAUGUGCCGGCUCAUCCACCAACCUUGGCCAAGCAAUCACCGAUCCCGCCGGUGUAUUCGUGGUCGUGGCCAAAAUUGCGGACACAGCUCUCUUCGACCCCGCGUCGUGCCGCGUUGUGGUUGUUCUUCCCGUGGCCACAUGUUCCGUUUUCCCACCGGACGGCCUCGUCGGUGCUACAGUUACGCUGGUCAGUGUCCUCCAGACGAAUCUCGGAAAUAUCGCCCGCUUUACCACUGGCCCUUUCCUUGUUCUAUGA